GUUUUGAAAAAAAUAAGUCAUGAUGGAGGCUGCGAAAGAUAACGAGGUAGGGCUGACAUGACCCCCGGUUGGUAAAUGGGCCGUGUUUGUACUGCUUGAUUAGGUUCACCAUCAGAUUGUGCUAGUGGAUCGAGGACGAUUUACAAUUGUUCGCUGAUCGAGGCUUUACGGUGCUUGCAGAUGUCAUUUGUAUGUCAAUAGAAUGUCAUGUUCACGUCAAUAUGAUCAUGUCCGGCUGAGGUUAUUGCCCAACUAAAGACGGACUUGUUUGGUAUAAGUAUCGGGUAUAGUAGCAGCAGUUGGUACUUGGAGGCCAAGAUGAAACUUAUCUACUUAUUUACUUACUUACAAUUGGCCGUACUAAGCAUGAUUCUGCUAUCAAGGAACUCGUUCGAAGAGGUUUCGGAGGAAGAAGCUCAGGUUUUUCCGGAGGAAGCUCCAGUCAUUACGGAGGAAGCUCCAGUCAUUACGGAGGAAGCUCAAGUCGUGGAGGAAGCUCCAGUCAUUAUGGAGGAAGCUCAAGUCGUGGAGGAAGCUCCAGUCAUUAUGGAGGAAGCUCCAGUCAUUAUGGAGGAAGCUCAGGUCGUUCUGGCUCAGGUACCAAAGGGUCAAGCUCCAACUACUAUACAAAGGUCCAGGGUUUGUAGUAGAGGUGGCCAGAGGUUCUAUUGUGCAACCGGUGCUUUGCUUGCUGGUGGUUACGUUGCAGGCUAUCACAACCAUCAUAAUGGAAGUUACUCUAUUGACGGUGAUUCGGCCGAUAAGCAGGAAGACAAAACCUCGAUGGGGUCUUAUUCUUUGCUUAAUGCUCAUCUUUAUUUAGGGUUCAUCUUUAUUUAG
This is a messenger RNA of Hyphopichia burtonii NRRL Y-1933, 840 nucleotides long. RefSeq lists its product as uncharacterized. The transcript is spliced from 4 exons. NCBI's taxonomy places the organism in Eukaryota, Fungi, Ascomycota, Pichiomycetes, Serinales, Debaryomycetaceae. The record is from RefSeq and is a predicted model, not a curated record. The coding region runs from base 319 to 840 and encodes 173 amino acids.